AAGAGGGAAGCGCCGCGCUGCUCUGAACACACGACAGAGAGGACUUCCUUCUGGGAUUUUAGCGAAUAGAAAGUACACCCGGCGAAGUAAAAUGGCUCGUUUAAGUCAGAUAUAAUAUUGCGAAAACGAAAAUGGCGAAAUAUGUCGAGGAAAGCUUCGUAGUGUCCGGUUUGUUCACCAGAAAGUAACGGUAAUCUGGACAAGCAACUCGGCGAGGUCCGAAAAAGAAGACUCAAACGAAGCCAAAUUCAGCGGUGACUAAUACUUGGUUUUAGCUUUUUAAUUUUUAGUCAACCUGUGAGGGGUUUUUUUCCGCGCUAGUUUACUACUCUUACGAACAGAUAUGGACCGAGGCGGCUGCCAAAUGAGUGGCGGCGGCGGAGGAGGUGGUGGUGACCGCAGCGGGCCCGAGCAACCCGGGAUGAUCACGCUGGAGGACCUGGAGUCUUUCUCGGAAGACCAUCUGUCAGACUCGGGCAACGGCAGCCUCGAAGAAGAGGCAGAAACCAUGGAGGAGGACGACGACCGACUGCUGCAAUACUGGCAGGACGUAGCGAGGGGACACCAAGUGGAAGUUUCUCACGAUAUGGCAGAGCCCAUUCAACAGCUAACCAGCAACAACCAAGGGCGCAGUCACAGAGAACAAGUCCCUUUCACCCUCCUCGCACGCAAAGAUAAGUGUGGGGAGCUGCUGUAUGAGAAACGCCAGUACGAAAAGGGCCACUGGGCUUGCAUAACAAUGCGUGAGGAGACUUAUGAACAGAGCAUCUGCUAUGGUUUUAUGAGGCUAAUGAAAUACAUCUGCCAGCAGAACUCCUUCGGUGACUACCUGGGUAUGACUCUCCCCAUCGUCACAGUGGUGCGCACAGAUGAAAACCAUUCUGUGGUCUCCAGUGACGUCACUGUGGCAUAUUUCCUUCCUGCUGAGCAUCAGGCCCAGCCCCCACUACCUACUGACAGCGAGAUCCUCAUAGAGAUCUGGCCCACCACUACUGUAUACACAAGGGCCUUUACCGGUCCCACCAACGAAGUGACCAUCAUUAAUCAGAUCAAUGCCCUGGCCGAGCUUCUAGACUCUCCUGGUGUGUGUGUCAACAACUCCUUCAUCGUGGCCGGCUACACCAACCCUGCUCACAGCAACCGCCAGAAUGAGAUCUGGUUCCUAGAGCGACCCUGAGGAACCAGAGGAUUAAGCAGCAUCCUAUCUAUGACCCUUGAGCCUCAUAAAGACUCCCUUAACACUGCCACAGCCCAGCUACAGCCUCAGAUGCAACGUUUUCUUUAUUCACCGCCUCUACCUGAAACAACCACCAGCUCAGCACCCUCCAGACCAGUCAGGGCCUGAAAAAAAAACUCGACCCUUACUUAACCCUCAGUGAAUUUUCAUUCAUGUCUAUUUAAAUAGAUCCUCAUCUCACCCAUAAGAACUGAACCAAACCUCUGCCAUAUUUUCAUGGACACAGCCCAGACGCUAAGGUGCAGCAUAGCAUUCAUCUCCUGCUCCUACACUGAGAUGGCUGAAAACAUUACCUGAGCACAGUGCCCUCUUGUUUAAAGUUGAAAUAGUUUUUACUCUUAGCGCUCGGUGAACGUGGUGACCAUUGAGUGCUGUCCGAAACAUGCAACAGCCUAUCUUAAGACAGUGGAAGCAGGCUCCCAGUAGACACGCAGCCUUAUCUAUACGCUCAGUUUCUGUUUGUUGCACAGCUACAACGUCUUGUCAUGUGGGGUAAAGGUCCAUGCACAACAGAAAAAACAGCUUCUCUGUUAUUCUCUAGCUUGCGGAGGUGAUUGCACAGUUGAUCCGCUCGAUGCCAGUCACGCUGCAUAAACAGUUAUUUUGAUCCAACAAUAAGUGCAAUAUUUACCAUAUAGCAAACAGUCAACAAGCCAGGUAUUACAGUUGCUGGGCCACUAACCUAACCCAAUCCAAGGAUGUGCUCGGUGGCUGGUAAUGGUGGGUUGGGGGGGGUGGCUGCAGCAUAAAACACAACCCAAUCCAACAUCAAGACCAGAACUGGUGGCUUUGACCAUAAAUAAGCUCUCUUAGGAAACACCUAUGAACACAUGGUUCAUGGGUGUUUGCAUGAAUGUACAGGGAGAAGGUAAAAACAAGUGUCACACUUACUUACACAAACCAAAUGCUGAAAACAGAUUUUACUGCUGAAUGACAAUCAUAAAGCACUUACAUAUUAUAUUCAUCCUUUUCUCUUUCAGCAACUCAGUGCAUUCCUCAUGUUUCAAGUCUUUUCACACACAGGAAUAAUUACCUCUGGACCUCUUUCUCAUGCUCUUUCUACUUGCCACUCUGUGUCAAUGUUAGUGAGUAUGCAUUCGCUCAUCUAUGUACCACUGCUGCUGAGUAGAGACAAUGCAACCAAGAAAAGACAGAGCGCAGACAGUACCUCUACUGUGACUACCUGUUUUUUUAAAUAGAAAAAAAGCGACAUUCUGUUUUAGUUAAAACUGUUUUUUCAUCUUCUGUCACCAAUCUAAAGAGAGUCCGUAAAUUCAUAGUGAAAGAAGUAUGUAUCUUUAUCUCAUAUGCAACAUACACAAGUGAUAUGCAUCAAACCAGCUACACCUAGAGUUCAGAGUGAUACAGUAGUAGGAAAUGUACUAGCCAAAUCAUCACUGUGUGAGGAUUUUUAUCAGGACAGGGGCAUCCUUUGAAUGUUUAGGCAGGGAGUUAUUGAGGCAGUUUAAAUAUGUAUAAAAUUAAAAGUGAAAUUUUGAGCUCUAAUUGUGAGAGUUGUUUCAUCUUAUUUGCUUCACAAGAAAAGGUAAAACAAAGAAAUAAAUGGUCAGGAAAGUUAGUAUUGGGUAGGAAGGUUGCCCAGUCUUAAAGUUAAGCAGUUUGGUUGACAUCAAAUGACACCAAAUCCAAAGAAUUUUAUUUCUCAUGAAAUGAUAAUAGAGUCGUAGAGAUCUGAUACUCUAUGACAACUAUAGUGUGUAAACCACUUGCAAAGCCAUGAUACAUGUGGGUUGGUUUCCCUUUAAGAGCUUGGUUAUAUGGGAACAUUAAGUGUGAUUUAACUUUUUCUUUUCUCUUUGCCGUUUUUUUCUUUUUUUUAGUAUUUUGCAAACGUGUGCUGUACUGUGAAAAUUCAAGUGCAACAACAAGAGCUACUGUGGUUUUCUUUGUUCAAUUAAAAUGUGCUUGUCUCC
Messenger RNA from Chelmon rostratus (copperband butterflyfish), 3171 nucleotides. It is a transcript of the gene soul3, whose product is annotated as heme-binding protein soul3. NCBI's taxonomy places the organism in Eukaryota, Metazoa, Chordata, Actinopteri, Chaetodontiformes, Chaetodontidae. The coding region runs from base 344 to 1177 and encodes 277 amino acids. The record is from RefSeq and is a predicted model, not a curated record. The transcript has 5 exons.